Molecule: messenger RNA, 603 nt
Organism: Trichomonas vaginalis G3
Lineage: Eukaryota; Parabasalia; Trichomonadida; Trichomonadidae
Exons: 1
Coding region: 1-603 (200 amino acids)
Source: RefSeq, a predicted model, not a curated record
AUGGUUGUUGAAAACAAAAAGAAAGUUAUGGCUUCACAUAUCUUUGGAGGAGAUGAAGGAAAAUCGCCAAGAGUCAUUCCAAAGCCUCAAUACAAUAAUUAUCAGCCUCAAAAAGUAAAUAACAACAGAGUUUCUUAUCCACAACCAGAUAAAUACCAAUACCAACAAGCUCGUAUGCAGUAUGAGCAACAACAGCGAAAUUUAAAUCAAUAUAACUUCGUUAUUCCUCCUAGAGCUCAAAUGCCUAUAAUUGAAGACAUACCCCCACCAAUACCACUUCCAUCGCUAACUCCUUUUCCAAAUAUUCCUUUUGAUUCCAAAAUUGAUACAAAUUUAGGAAUAGAAAAGCGUGAAAUUCAAUUCAAUUUUACACCUAUUGGGCUUCCAAGAGAUGGUGUUGAUGCUCUUCAGCGCGUAAGAAGCGAAAUGGAGAAAAAUGAGUUAAGAUUUGACUAUAAUCUGAAAAGUAUCGUUCCAGAAGUUCAAAAUGUUCAACAAUCACCAAAAAAGCAAAUGAAUAUACCACAACAAAGGCAAAAAUCUUCAGAAAAUAUACCAACGAAUUCACAGUUUAUUAUGCCUGAUGGCUCUGUAUUCAGCUAA